This is a messenger RNA of Oryctolagus cuniculus (rabbit), 3576 nucleotides long. NCBI's taxonomy places the organism in Eukaryota, Metazoa, Chordata, Mammalia, Lagomorpha, Leporidae. The record is from RefSeq and is a predicted model, not a curated record.
UUUUCCAGAGAUCACGACAAGAUCUUGCCAGUCGCGCGUGGUCCCCGGCGCCGAAGCGGGCCAACCCAGCCCAGCCCAGCCCAGCCCCGCGCAAAGCCCCCUCCACCCCCGCGCCCAGAGCCGGGCGCCCCGGGCGGAGCGCGGGACGGGGAGCCGGGAGGAGCGGAGCCGCUGCCGCGCCCGCUGCCGGGGCCGUCCGUCCUCCGCGCGCGCCGCCGCCCGGGCCGGGGGUCCGAGCCGCGCGCCCCCGGCCCCGGCCCCCGGGCGCCUGGGCCGGAUGUCCCGAUGAGAGAGCCGGCGCUGGCAGCCAGCGCCAUGGCUUACCACCCUUUCCACGCGCCACGGCCCGCCGACUUCCCCAUGUCCGCCUUCCUGGCGGCGGCGCAGCCCUCGUUCUUCCCGGCGCUCGCGCUGCCGCCCGGCGCGUUGGCCAAGCCGCUGCCCGACCCGGGCCUGGCGGGGGCGGCGGCCGCGGCGGCGGCGGCCGCAGCGGCGGCCGAGGCGGGGCUGCACGUCUCGGCACUCGGCCCGCACCCGCCCGCUGCGCAUCUGCGCUCGCUCAAGAGCCUGGAGCCGGAGGACGAGGUGGAGGACGACCCGAAGGUGACGCUGGAGGCCAAGGAGCUGUGGGACCAGUACCUCAUUCGCGGCUCGGGCUCCGGCCUUGGCGCCACGCUUGGCUCCCGCGGACGACAAAAAAGGGCCCAGCCUGCAGAGUUAUCAGGAUCUUCUGGCAGUAGCAACCACAGGUCGGGGCCUGGGGCAGUGGGAAGAGGGCAGAUCGGGGACCACAGGAAACUCAGAAGCGACCUGCAGGCCCUGGGGUGCAGCGGGGGGAGUACAGCAGGGACAGAGGGGUCCUUGGAUGUCCAGGAGCGGGAUCCCAAUGGCAUCUCCCCCUCCCUCCUUCCUAGGCGCAUGUUCCCCCCCUUCAAGGUGCGAGUCAGUGGCCUGGACAAGAAGGCCAAGUACAUCCUGCUGAUGGACAUUGUGGCCGCUGAUGAUUGCCGCUAUAAGUUCCACAACUCCCGCUGGAUGGUGGCAGGCAAGGCUGACCCAGAGAUGCCCAAACGCAUGUACAUCCACCCGGACAGCCCGGCCACUGGGGAGCAGUGGAUGGCCAAGCCUGUGGCCUUCCACAAACUGAAACUGACCAACAACAUCUCUGACAAGCACGGCUUUACCAUCCUGAACUCCAUGCACAAGUACCAGCCGCGCUUCCACAUCGUGCGCGCCAACGACAUCCUCAAGCUGCCCUACAGCACCUUCCGCACCUACGUGUUCCCGGAGACCGACUUCAUCGCUGUCACUGCCUACCAGAACGACAAGAUCACGCAGCUGAAGAUCGAUAACAACCCGUUUGCCAAGGGCUUCCGGGACACCGGCAACGGCCGGCGGGAAAAAAGGAAACAACUGACGCUGCCGACGCUGCGCCUGUACGAGGAGCACUGUAAGCCGGAACGCGACGGCGCCGAGUCGGACGCCUCGUCCUGCGACCCUCCGCCCGCGCGGGAACCGCCGCCCUCCCCAGGCGCAGCGCCCAGCCCCCUGCGCCUGCAUCGGGCCCGAGCCGAGGAGAAGUCGUGCGCCGCAGACAGCGACCCGGAGCCCGAACGGCUGAGCGAAGAGCGCACCGGGGUGGCUCUAGGCCGCAGCCCGGCCCCGGACAGCGCCAGUCCCCCUCGCUUGACAGAACCUGAGCGCGUCCGAGAGAGGCGCAGUCCGGAGCGGGGCAAGGAGCCUGCCGAGAGCGGCGGGGACGGUCUGUUUGGCCUGCGGAGCCUGGAGAAGGAACGCGCAGAAGCCCGGAGGAAGGACGAGGGGCGCAAGGAGGCGGGAGAGGGCAAGGAGCCGGGCUUGGCGCCGCUGGUGGUGCAGACAGACAGCGCGUCCCCUCUGGGCGCCGGACACCUGCCCGGUUUGGCCUUCUCCAGCCAUCUGCACGGGCAGCAGUUCUUUGGGCCGCUGGGAGCCGGCCAGCCGCUCUUCCUGCACCCAGGACAGUUCGCCAUGGGCCCCGGCGCUUUCUCUGCCAUGGGCAUGGGUCACCUGUUGGCCUCGGUGGCAGGCGGUGGCGGCAAUGGCGGAGGCGCCGGGCCCGGGAGCGCCGCCGGGCUGGACGCAGGCGGGCUGGGUCCCGCAGCCAGUGCCGCGAGCACCGCCGCGCCCUUCCCGUUCCACCUCUCCCAGCACAUGCUGGCAUCUCAGGGAAUCCCAGUGCCCACUUUCGGAGGCCUCUUCCCCUAUCCCUACACCUACAUGGCAGCAGCAGCCGCAGCGGCCUCCGCUCUGCCCGCCACCAGUGCUGCCGCGGCCGCCGCCGCCGCCGCGGGCUCCCUGUCCCGAAGCCCAUUCCUGGGCAGUGCCCGGCCCCGCCUGCGCUUUAGCCCCUACCAGAUCCCGGUCACCAUCCCACCCAGCACUAGCCUUCUCGCCGCUGGGCUGGCGGCCGAGGGCUCUAAGGCUGCGGGCGGCAACAGCCGGGAGCCCAGUCCCCUGCCUGAGCUGGCUCUCCGCAAAGUGGGGGGCCCGUCGCGAGGUGCCCUGUCACCCAGCGGGUCCGCCAAGGAGGCGGCCAGCGAACUGCAAAGCAUCCAGAGACUGGUGAGUGGGCUGGAGAGCCAGCGAGCCCUCUCCCCCGGCCGGGAGUCGCCCAAGUGAAGGGGCCGACCAGCUGCCACGCAGGCCUCCCGGGCUGCCACCCCCGCUGCUUGGGACGUGCACAGCACAGAAUGGGUUAUUUAUUUAAAUAAAGGAGCAAAAGCGGGCUGCAGCGGCCAGACUAGAGCCUCCACUGGCCAGCCGGGGCAUGGGGCACUUCCCUGGCCCUCGACAGGGAAUCAGGUUGCCGGGAACAUGGUCACUUUGGGGCUCCUGGACUCGGUCCAGGUCCGCUCCAGCGUCAGAGUGGCAUCAGCGAGGUCUCUCUGGGCCUCCCACGCUGCUGGGCAGGCCUCUCCCCGGGCCCAGCGGUCCCUACGGAAGCCAGAAGGCGCAGGGGCCGGGGGUGGGAUUCUUGGAGGAAGCUCCGGAGGCCCUGGCCCUGGGCCUGGACCGCGUGAGAAACUGGGCUGCAGGGGGCCGGAGCCAGAAAACAAGUCAGUGUAGACUUAGGCUGGGAGGGGACCUGUCCUGUUGGUCUCCCACCUCUUCCCUGGAUAGACAGGCGCCCUUCCCACCCCUGCCUUGAGUCCCCAGGGGGGGAAAGAUAUUUAUGAAAUAAAUGGUAAUUUGUGUAAAUAAGCUUUAAGGUCCCCAGAAUAUGCAAAUUGGUAUUAAUUUAUUCAAAGGUGUACAUUGCUGUGUACAUAUAUUUAGAGAUUAACUCAUAGCAUUUAAAUUUUUUUUUUCAUUUUACAUGAGCAUCUAUAUUGUACAGGGCUGGGGGUCCCUGGCUGCGGGAGAAGGCCCCGCGCCAAGGAGGAGCCCCCCACCCCGCCGGCCCCUCGGCCCCUCCGCCCGGGCUGGGCUCGCCCGGCUCGCGGGCUCCACCUCAGGUUUUCACUUUUCGCUGCGGAGCGAGAACGAAACGACAAAAACGCGAGAAAACAAUAAAACGCUACCAUGCGAAGAGAA